UCUUCACGAUUCCUGGCCUCCAUUCGUCAUACACUGACGCGUCGACACCCGAAUGAUGGUCAAUGUCGCGUGGCGCGCGCGAUGGACGGCGAUCUCCUUCGCUCGUCGAUCGGAUGUUUGUCUUGUCCAUCGCCAAGGUAUUAUAACGAGUGGCGCACGUCAAAUGCCUAAACAUAUAUGAAUUAGUCGUUUUAGUGGAAUUAGCGGCAAUUGAUAACAUUCAAAAACGCCAUAGUUUUUAAAAUUAGAAUGGUAGCGGUAGCGAGCAGUGAAACGCGCGUAUCGUUUGCGUCACACGUAACCGGCUACCACUGGGGGGCUACACUACACAAGUGAGGGGGACACUGCAGUGGUGUCGCCAGGAAAACAUGGAGCACGUUUCCUGGUGUCUCUCAGGUACAUCGGAGAGGGCAAUGGGCAGCGGCCAGUCGGUGCGCGAGAGUCACUUCAAGCGCGAGGCGGCGCAGCCCGGCCAGCCCGGCCAGCCGGCGCAGGACGCGGACCCCGCCGACCACCACAUCAGCAUCUCUAACAAAAUGGUGGAGCGGCUGGUGGAGGACGCGACGUUGGCGGGGCGCGCGGCGGGCGCGGGGGGCGCGGCGGCCGGAGCCCCGCGCGGACACUACAAGGAGAAGAUGUUCAUGGAGAAGCUCAUCUACCUCGACGACAACCACUCGCAGAGAUACAGGAUCACGGUGGAGGACCUGAACGCGACGGCGGCGCGCAUCGAGCUGCGCACCGGCAACAUGGUGAGCGUGGCGCCGGUCUGCGCGCACUGCAACCAGGCCGUCAUCGAGUGCUACGCGCGCGCAGACGACCCUCGAGCACACCACCUCCACUGCGCAGACGCCGUCGGCGCGUUCGCGAGCUGCGUGAAGGCGGCGGCGGCACAGCGGCUGCGAGCGCGCACGCAGAGGGAUGCGCGCGAGCACGCGCGGCGCGAGCGGCACGUCGCGCAUGCUCGCGAGCACGCGCUACGCGAUCUCGCCCCGCCGCAGCCGCAGCCGCAGCCGCAGCCGCAGCCGCAACCGCAGGAAGUGCCCGCCUAG
Papilio machaon (common yellow swallowtail) is the source of this 1049-nucleotide messenger RNA. RefSeq lists its product as uncharacterized. The record is from RefSeq and is a predicted model, not a curated record. NCBI's taxonomy places the organism in Eukaryota, Metazoa, Arthropoda, Insecta, Lepidoptera, Papilionidae. The coding region runs from base 369 to 1049 and encodes 226 amino acids. The transcript is spliced from 5 exons.